Messenger RNA from Symbiodinium pilosum, 483 nucleotides. NCBI's taxonomy places the organism in Eukaryota, Dinophyceae, Suessiales, Symbiodiniaceae. The record is from the annotation of a GenBank genome assembly.
AUGCCCACUUUAACUCAUAAUCUAGAUCCUUCUUCCGCAAAGACCGAGGAUGAUUACCAUCGGUUGUUGAUCCGCUGGUUUCAGUUUGGCGUCUUCACUCCCAUCUUCCGCGUGCACGGGGCAGGAACCCACACAGAAAUUUGGAACUUUGGCAAUCAGACUUCGAGCGUCAUCAACAGGUCUGCCAUCACUCUGAGAUAUCGGCUCCUGCCAUACGUAUAUUCUGGCUUCUGGCGCGUGGAGAUGACAGGCUAUACAAUGCAGCGAGCAUUGGCGUUCGAUCACAGCGCAGACGCAGGCGUGCGUGAUGUUGCGGAUGCCUACAUGUUUGGUCCGUCCUUGCUGGUGACUCCAAUUGUUUCCGCUGGUGACACUGGAACUGCUACAACGCGAGAGGUCAACUUUCCUCAGGGGGCAUGGGUCGACUUCCACACCGGCCAGGAUCGCUUGCGGGUUAGACGGAAUGGGAGAUGGGAGUACUAG